Messenger RNA from Pygoscelis adeliae (Adelie penguin), 727 nucleotides. RefSeq names its product cGMP-dependent protein kinase 1-like. Bases 1 to 672 code for a protein of 223 amino acids. Gene Ontology annotation, molecular function: cGMP-dependent protein kinase activity; ATP binding. The record is from RefSeq and is a predicted model, not a curated record. The transcript has 8 exons. Lineage: Eukaryota; Metazoa; Chordata; Aves; Sphenisciformes; Spheniscidae.
AUGCCAAACCAAAAUGGCAUGUCCAAGGAGCUAAUAAAGGAAGCGAUCCUUGACAAUGACUUCAUGAAGAAUCUGGAACUGUCUCAGAUCCAGGAGAUUGUGGAUUGUAUGUAUCCUGUGGAGUAUGGCAAAGACAGCUGCAUCAUCAAGGAAGGAGAUGUGGGUUCCCUGGUGUAUGUCAUGGAAGAUGGGAAGGUUGAAGUGACAAAAGAAGGUGUGAAACUGUGCACCAUGGGACCUGGCAAAGUCUUUGGGGAGUUAGCCAUCCUCUACAAUUGCACCCGAACAGCAACUGUCAAAACUCUCGUAAAUGUGAAACUUUGGGCUAUUGAUCGGCAAUGUUUUCAAACAAUAAUGAUGAGGACAGGCCUCAUCAAGCAUACUGAGUAUAUGGAAUUUUUAAAAAGUGUUCCCACAUUCCAGAGCCUUCCUGAGGAGAUACUUAGUAAGCUUGCAGAUGUCCUUGAAGAGACGCAUUAUGAAAGCGGAGAGUAUAUUAUACGACAAGGUGCUCGAGGGGACACUUUCUUUAUAAUCAGCAAAGGAAAGGUGAACGUUACUCGUGAAGACUCCCCCAGUGAAGAUCCGGUCUUUCUCCGUACUCUAGGGAAGGGAGAUUGGUUUGGAGAAAAAGCCCUUCAAGGGUUCCUAGAGACUCAGAGAAAGAUUUAAGUAAUUCAGUGGUUUUGGAGAGAUCUCUCUACCUAGGAGAGUUGAAGAUCUUUUG